AUGGGACGAUGGUCAAAUUCAUGGCGUGUUCCCAAGGGCGUAGAAACGCCACCGGGCUCAGACUUUGACGUCGAGGCCAUCCUGAAGCUGGGCAUACCGUCGAUUCGGCGCUCUGAUGGGCCUAAUGGCAUACGGGGCACUCGGUUCUUUGGCAGCGUAUCGUCGGCAUGCCUUCCCUGCGGCAUGGCCAUUGGGGCCACAUUCGACCAGGAGCUAGCUCGGGAGAUUGGGCAUCUUCUCGCUGACGAAGCCAGAGCAAAGGGCGCCCACGUCAUCUUGGGACCUACCGUCAACAUUCCCCGGGCGCCUCUGGGCGGCCGCGGUUUCGAGUCGUACUCGGAAGAUCCCGUACUGUCCGGCUUGAUGGCGGGAGCAUUAACACGAGAACCAGCGGCCCGGUCCGAGCUUUCUGGGGAGCGGCACGAUGGAAGAGACAGCUUCUGUCGAGCUUGUCAAGAGCCCCAGACGUACGAAAUUCUGGUGCAAUGGGGCUGCGCCAAGACAAGCAAGCUGAAGGUGCCCGCCACUGUUGACUUUGGACACGGCGGUUUCCGCAUCAGCGGGUGUAGGCGCCUUGAUCUGGCUCAGGGUAUUGCAGACGCUGUCGAGCUGGCAAAAAAUAGCGACCAAGUCAUUUUGUUUGCCGGCUUGAGCGGAGAAUGGGAGUCGGAGGGUGAGGACAGAGAGACCUUGGAUCUUCCACCUUGCACUGACGACUUGAUUGAUAGGGUGCUCGAAGCCAAUCGUAAUACCGUCAUCGUCAUCCAGAGCGGGACACCUGUGCUCCUGCCUUGGAUUCACAAGGCCAAAGACGUGCUGCAUGCCUGGUAUGGCGGUAACGAGACGGGCAAUGGUAUUGCCGAUGACGUUUUCCAGACGUCUAGAGGAUCACUCUGCGAGUCUCAAUUAUCGAUCCGAGGGUGGCAGGUGUUUGUAUGGCGAGGAUGUAUCUUCAGUUACGAGAAGAAGGAGACGCUUUCUUAG
This is a messenger RNA of Pestalotiopsis fici W106-1, 984 nucleotides long. RefSeq lists its product as uncharacterized. Bases 1 to 984 code for a protein of 327 amino acids. The transcript has 4 exons. Lineage: Eukaryota; Fungi; Ascomycota; Sordariomycetes; Amphisphaeriales; Sporocadaceae. Gene Ontology annotation, molecular function: beta-glucosidase activity. The record is from RefSeq and is a predicted model, not a curated record. Gene Ontology annotation, biological process: glucan catabolic process.